UCUCUGUAGGGCAGAGUUAAAAAUGGAGGACGACGGAGCUCUGUCAAAGCCAGGGGCGGUGCUGGCGUGCGCCGCCAUGGCUUCAUUCUACGUCGGGAUACUCUACGCACCGACUUUGAUUCUUCGACUUCCUCCUCCUUCUUCCCACACUAACUUUUUGAUCCGACGGUUCGUAUGCGCCGGAGUCUCCUCCGUCGUCUCCGUCGUUGUUUCUUCUCUGCUCCUCCCCAUUAAAAGCGGCCAAGUGUGGCAUUUGUUAGGUGUAUACGGCAUCCGGAUUGAUCACAUUUGGCAAGCCGUUGUUUUUCCUCUAGCAUUGACUGCUCUAAUGUAUGCCGGAUCCUUGACAUUCAUGUCUCUGUUGUUGAUGAAUUCGUUGAGGGAAGAUGUGAAUUGUAGUGGAGGCUUUUCGUUUGACUUUUUCAAAAGCAUCUCAAUGGAGGCUGUUUCCUCUUUGCGUUCAAUUGCUUGCAGUGUUAAGCAUUGGCGUAAUUAUGUUGUGGCUCCAGUUACCGAAGAGUUGGUGUUUAGAGCAUGCAUGAUACCAUUGCUUCUGUGCGCAGGAUUCCAGAUAAACACAAUCAUAUUUUUAUGCCCUAUAUUCUUCAGUUUGGCUCAUUUGAACCAUCUAAUGGAUGUCUAUAACAAGCAACAGAAUAACUGGACCAGAGCCUUCAUGAUUAUAGGUCUUCAGCUUGGAUAUACUGUGGUCUUCGGCUCAUAUGCAUCUUUUCUCUUCAUUCGAACUGGACAUUUUCUUGCUCCCGUUGUUGCUCACAUGUUUUGCAAUAUCAUGGGAUUGCCAGUGCUAGUUUCACCUGGGAAAGGGAUAAUAAGUGUGGCAUUUAUAGCUGGAGUGCUGGGGUUCCUGUGGUUACUAUUUCCUAUUACAAACUCAGGUUUGUACAAUGAUAGAACAGAUAAUUGUAGUUGUUGGCAGGGAUAUUGUUCUGGGAAUUAAGCCAUAGAAUUCUCAGAAUGAUAACUGAAAAGAUCUGCCGAGGAGGCUUCUCAAGUGUCAUCAGCAGCAUGUGCCAUACUAACAUAGUUCCUCAAAACAGAGCCACCAGUUGAUCUAGGGUUGUUUAGUAUCUAUCAACCAUACAUGCAGGAAUUUGUAAAGCUUAUUCUUAUAAUAAACUUGUGUUGCCUUGGGUAAAUCUAGCUAGGCCAUCUAACUGAGCUCUUCACACAUACUACAUCUCCCUUUGCUAAAUUCACUUCUAUCAACUAAGUGGUAUAGAUUUUGGUAUAGUGCAAGUUUCUUGUUGGAAGCCUAUAGGCAAUGGGAUAGUCCAUGAGUGGCCACCCUUUGAAAACUUGAAGUUUUUGAUCAAUAAUGGGAUCAAAUAUCAUUCGAUUGAGAUUUUACUUUGAUACUA
Argentina anserina (silverweed cinquefoil) is the source of this 1382-nucleotide messenger RNA. Its product is annotated as CAAX prenyl protease 2. Gene Ontology annotation, molecular function: metalloendopeptidase activity. The transcript is spliced from 8 exons. The record is from RefSeq and is a predicted model, not a curated record. NCBI's taxonomy places the organism in Eukaryota, Viridiplantae, Streptophyta, Magnoliopsida, Rosales, Rosaceae. Gene Ontology annotation, biological process: CAAX-box protein processing. The coding region runs from base 23 to 961 and encodes 312 amino acids. Gene Ontology annotation, cellular component: endoplasmic reticulum membrane.